Pomacea canaliculata is the source of this 4084-nucleotide messenger RNA. RefSeq lists its product as uncharacterized. The coding region runs from base 99 to 2825 and encodes 908 amino acids. The record is from RefSeq and is a predicted model, not a curated record. The transcript is spliced from 10 exons. NCBI's taxonomy places the organism in Eukaryota, Metazoa, Mollusca, Gastropoda, Architaenioglossa, Ampullariidae.
AAUCCCUUGUGGUGGGAAUUUGGAAAUUGUUUUAUUUGUGCGUGUAAAAUAUACUUCGAGAUUUUCUUAUAUGUAAUGAAUUUUUGUGUGUGGAGACUAUGAGCAGGAAAUAUUCCUUGAGAAAUAGACCAAGGGUUCUCUUUUCUACAAAGGAUGAAAAAGAACUUCGACCGAAUGUUUCGACAGCCAACCCGCUUACAGGAGCAAGCAUUUUCUCAUUUUCCGACACUUGCAGCCAGUCUACCGGCAGAGUCACAAAAAACCGCCACUGUUCAUCUGUGUCCGAGGCCACAACUACAAGAUCAAGCACCCCCAAAAGAACCUUUACAAGUAAUACACAAGACAUGGGGUUCAUGACGCAGCCCCCAACACCAAGCAAAUGGAGCCUGCUAAUGCCAGACUUCUCUCAGAUGGAUGGCAUCAGAUGUGAUGUUAUGUGGGAUUGUUCAAGUCCAGAUGCAGUCAAACACUUACGAAAAAUGCAGAAGAAUGGUAGCAACCCUGUGAAGGAGAUUGUGAGGCAUGUUAAAGACAAUCAGCAAUCUGCAAAGGCACCUCCCACACCACCACUUCUCAGCAUGAUACUGGAGUCAAGAAGUCUGCACAUCCAGAAACAACCCCAACAACAUAACCACAUUUCAAGACAAGAGAGAAUGGAGCGCAGGCGUGUGAGCAAAGCAGAGCAAGUACGACAGGAUGCACCAGUUCUUCUGGGAAAGAUUUUAUCAGCAGUUGAGAAAAAACAAUGUUUUGAAGGUGUUCUUCAACAAGUUCACAAAUGUGCUGGUAUUUCUGUAGAGCCAAGUAAUGAAUGUGGACUACAUUCAGUCAUUAAUUCCACAGAUGGUGAAGGAAAAAAUGAUGUAGAAGAUACAUGGGAUGAUGAUUCACUUUUUGAAGAAGACUCUUUUAUCAUUCAAGCUACACAAAAUUCUGAACUCCUUAUCAAUAAACUUGCUCAUUCCACUUCAGCACAUGGCAAACAGACUGCAAUCAUUGCCAAAGAAACCCAACUUUUGAGCCAGACACUUGAGCUUUAUUGUGGCACAAGUGAUGCUGACAAAAUUAUUACAACUUCUCCCUCCUUGACUGAGACAAAAACAGAACACUUCACUGUUUCUGGUACCAGCUAUGAAGAAAAUGUGAACAUUGGUGCUGAGAAGACUGUAACAGAAAAGACCAUCUCUGCACCUAGAAUCAGUCAUAGUGAUUUUCAGAUUUUAUGUGGGGCCUCAUCAGGGGAUCUUGCUGAGUCUCCCAAAUCCAGGUUUGCAGCAAAAACUAAAUGUCUUGGAAAACUUGGGCAAAGAGUGGACUACAAGCUGGACCUGAGCCAGCAGGUGAUGGGGACACAUAUUCAUGCACAGAUGCUGGACUUUGAUCCUUCAGUUUCUUGUGUUGCACAACUCUUCAGCCACGGUAUUGGGCCUGGCACACAGGUGCCGCAGGCUAAUAGUAGGAAAGAUGUUGCCUCUGUGCAGCAAGACUGCAUAAAGGCAUAUCCUUGUGUGGCAAAUCACUCUGAAAGUGCCACACAGGGCUUCAGGAACCCAAUUGGAAUGACAAACAAAUUUUAUACAGCAGAGAACAUCAGGUCAACUCUUCAUGGGAAACAGGUUUCUGGACACAAUUCCAAUGAUAAACUCCAGUGCUGUCAGAUGGAAGCAGAGUCCACAAGUGGAUAUUCUCCAUGGAAUAACAGCAGCAGUAAAUGCCCUUUAGAUGCAGAUAAAAAUUCUGUAAGAAAAUGCAGCAACCAAAACCUCCCAGAAAACGUGCUGCAGCAGAUCAUAAAAAUAGAUGAUGUGCUUGAUUCACAAGUCAUUGAAGAAUAUCCUACGCCACUGCUCACUUGGCCACUGAUGCCAGAAACCUUGGCCAGACCUACAGCUCCAGCUGCUGACUAUGAUGUUGAUGAGUUUGAUGAUUCUUAUUGUGAGGGUCUAGAAUCCAUCAGUCAGUUUGAGUCCUUUGAAGGUUUGUCUCAGAAAGGUAGACGAGUUGAAAACAAUAAACAAUAUGUUGUACAUAUUCCUGAAGACAGUAUAGAGGAUGAUUUUACAGAAAUAGAGAAUUCAGCUGUACUACCCAGUGGACCUUGUGGUCAAAAUGAUUGUAAGCAGCCAAAACUUUGUCUCGGACACACUCAUAAAGGUGUGUGUUCAGCAUCUCAGGUCAAGCAUGGAAGCAAAAGAUCCUCCUUGGUUUUCAAAGGAGAUAUUGCCUUUAAAGGAAGCAUGAGUGAACUCCAUAAUAGUGCAUUGUACAAGCAAAAUUCUAAGCCCUUUAGAGACUGCAUACAGAUAACUAAUGGGGAUGAAGAAAGUGAUAAUGCUCUGAGAAAGACUGGUAAUUUUCAGCAAAACUGGCAUGAAAGUGGCCCACGAGGAGGACCUCUCACCACUUUGGUGAAGGGCAAUGCAAUGCUAGAAGUAGAUGCAGUGGCAGGAAGAAUGACUGUUCUGAAACCUGUCAAUAUUGUGCAAAGCACUAGUUUACUGGCUGGAAAGCCUGUGGCCAUUACAAAUAGGUUAGCUUUGCAUACAGAGGCACCUGUAAGAGAAUACACAAGCUGUAAUGAUGACAUGAUGGAGUUUGCAGAUGAAGCCCUCUUUGAAUCACAGAUACUGGCUCUACUGGAUGAAGUGGAAUCUCAAGCGAACCAGCAAAAUGGUUUACCGGGCAGCCUGCAAAGUCAGUCACAAGAAAAUGGUCAGGCAUCUUUCUCCAGCAGGAAGUGUUCACAGGAGGAGAUAGAGAAAAAACGACAGGCUGCUCUUAUGAGAAAGAAAUGGUCUAACGCAAGGCCUGCUGCCCAACAGUAAUGUUGAUGUUGACAUGUGCAAAGACCAUACAAAUGAAAACAAACUUCUAUUAUUGCUGUUUGUCACUUAACGCUACUUAAUUACUACAGUCUGUUGUUUGUAAGUAAAUGAAGAACUUUCACUCAUAAAACCACCUUCCUUUUUUCAUAAAAAACUUAAUGGCACAUAAUUUCAAUUAUUUAUAAUAUCAUUUUUAUUGCCAAAUAGCAUGAAAAUCAUGUUUGCAAAUAUUUCUAAAAUUACAGAAUUUAAGCAGCCUCUGGAUUAUGAAAUCAAUUGUAUUUAAAAAUGUUGAGUAUUUGCUGUUUUGUACAUUGAGACAAACUAUGACUAUGUUGAGCUUGCAUAAAUGUUGUAUUAAUACAUACCUCCCCACGCAUGUAUGCGUGCACACACACACUAAUAUGCACAUACAAAAGGAAGAAAAUUAAAUGUAAAGGCCAAUGCUUAAACAUGAAUUUACAGUAGGCUAAUCCAUUAUGUGGUUUGAAAUUUUAAAAUGUUGCCCCCCCUUUUCUGGACUUUGGGUGGAGGGCGGACAGCAGAGUGGCAAACCCUUCAGUGAGUCUUAUUUUGCAGUCCUUGAUCAGAAUAUGUCUGAAAGCUUUAAGUUGUUUAUAAAUUCUUAGAAAAAAUUGUAUUCACCAAAAAAAUGGGUUUAUACUUUAUAGAGAAUAUUAAAAUAAAGAAAUUCAGGCAUUAAUUAUUAAUGAUGUCACAGAGAAAAUUAUUUAUAUAGCCAAAUUUCUAAUUUUUUAAGGUUAGAAUACAUUCAUUCUUUUUUUCAUAUUUGUACAAUGCAGUUUGGUUGAAAACAUUUUACAGAAGCUUUGAAGGCCUUAUUGUAUAUUGCUCUUCAAUAAAUUUUCAAGCAAAAUACUGAAGAAUAGCAUGUUUCCCUAGUGCAUGUUUUUCCAAGAAAUGACUUUGUUUCAAGAAUAAUUUUGAGACUAAAUAAUCUACUAAAACUCUAUAUAUGAUGAUUUUUUCAACAUCUGUUUCAUUAAAAAAAAAAAUCCAUCAUCUGACAUGAGCUUGCUUAGCUUUCUCUUUGGGGUUGGGAUCCUAAAAUGUUUCACAAAUAUAAGGAAAUGCCUAUGAUAAAAUGGUGCAAAGCUUUCAUAUGAAAAUAAUGGUAAGUCAUGUUAGCUAAUGUAGGUGCUUGAAAGUUUUUUCAUGUUUUCUCAUAUUUUCAUAUUUCAAGGAAGAUUGAUGGAGUGGAGUACCUAAAUAUUGAAAUAAAAUUUCUGAUGAAUAUG